AUGCAUUGGAAUGAUGUUGCCCUGAUUGAUCAGUAUCAGAAAGGAAUACUUCCUGAUGAAUUGAAGGAUGAAUUAGUAAGACAAAGCAUACCAGAGGAUUUGGAAAAAACUGAGGGCUAUCCUGAGGUGUACGCCACAUCUGAAGUUCCACACAAGCCCCAUCCCCUUGAACUGCUACCAGUACUGACAGAUGAGUCCCAGGACAAAGGAGACUCUUUGCUUCUUUCCAUGUUGGACCCUCCAAUGGCAGUUGCCAUGCAACAGGAAGGGGGGAGGCACUUUCCAACUCCAUCUAGCUGUUCUCUUUCACACUUGUCCACUGACCUUGAACAUUCUUCUCAUUGCACAAUCCAUUGGAUUACAUACAGAUAUUUCACAGCAGUAACAACCAUUUCAGACUCUCAAACUCUCACAGAGCUGUUAAAAACUGUUAAGAGGAUGUUUUUCCUGACAGUUCUAUCAAUGUGGCUUCUUGUGUUUAAUCAAGAUCAAAUAGUGACUUCUUACACAUUUGACAACUGUGAGGUCCAUGAAAUCUUUCAAAACAAAACCAAAGUUCUGUGCUACAAUCGGCAUUUGUCAGAAGUCCCAACCUAUCUACCAACCAAACUUGUAUUUUUGGAUUUAUCUCAGAACAGUAUCCCAAGCCUGAGGAAGAAUGACUUCAAGAACUUCAACUACUUGCAAGCUCUCAACAUUUCCCAGAAUAAAAUACGGAAAAUUGAAGAUGGUGUUUUCAUUCACACAAGCCACUUGGAAUUUUUGAAUCUUACUGCAAAUCAGCUGCAAUGUCUCUCCAGCUCUAUGUUUGAUGGGCUCAUGAAUCUUACCACCUUACUGCUUGCCAGCAAUAAAAUAUACAGGAUUGAUCCUUCUGCCUUUGCCAACUUGGGGAAAUUAAAGGUAAUCGAUUUAUCUUCAAACAGAUUGUAUACCCUGAAUGCUAUGCAUGCUGUCUUUAACGUGGAAUCUUUAAAAGAGUUGCACAUCAAAGACAAUCACUUGCAGGACUUCUCAACCAAAGAUAUUAUUAGUGCACCUCCAUUGCUUCAUGAGCUAGAUGUAUCCUAUAACCCAAUUUUCCUCAUUAAUAUUACAACUCCAGUUUUGCACAGCCUUAUUUCACUUGAUUUAUCAUUUUCCAGUGCCAGUGCCUCUAUUUUAUGGGAAAUAGAAGAUCCUUGUUUUCUACAAGGCUUAAAGGCAUUAUAUUUAGGAGGGAUAGCAAUGAAGCCACCUGAAAUAUCAAAAGUGAUCCAAAUGCUGAAUUGUUCUCAGUUAGAGAUUAUCCACCUAAACCAGUUAAACAUAACCGAGUCAGAUAAUCUUAUUGAAGAGGUAUGCCAAUGGCAACAGCAUGUACAAAGUCUUAACUUUCAAGGCAAUAUGUUCACAAGUGUUAAGGCAGGGGCUUUUGAAAAUUGCACAAAUUUAAAGUUUUUGAAUAUGUCAUUUAACAGGUUGAAAAGCCUACCAAUGACAUCCUUUCAAUCACUGAAUUUGUUACAUUUCAUUUCUCUGUCAAACAACAUAUCCACUCCUGUACCAAUUACUACUCCUAAUGUAUCAUUAUUAGAAAGCCUAGAUCUUUGCUUUAACAAAAUCCAUAACAUUUCCUCUGAUGGCUUCAGACAUUUAAAUAAUUUAAAGACCUUCUACAUCAAUGGAAACCACAUCACUUCUGUCCAUUCACAUAACUUUGGUAAUCUAAACAAACUACAAGAACUAAAUCUAGGGCAAAAUGGUUUAAGGACAAUCAAGCAACCUUUCUCAGGAAGCUUAAAUAAAUUGGAAGUGUUGGUGCUAAGGCAAAAUAAGUUGAAUAUUAUAAAGAAAGGUGUUUUUAAGAAUCUUUCUUCCCUUCGGUUUCUUAAUCUGGCAGACAAUCAGAUUGCUGCAAUAGAAUCAGGAGCUUUUGAAGGUCUGAGCAAUCUACAGACUCUUAUUCUCGGACACAACAAGAUCACUGAACAUACUUUUCAUGAAGAGACUUUUCAAGGGGCAAGCUCUUUAACAGACCUUGAUCUUUUUAAUAAUUAUAUUAGCUAUGAAUCCUCAGAUGUGCUUACCAACCCACCCUUUAAACUUCUGAGGUCUUUAAACAAACUAAAGAUAAACAGCCAGGGUCAUGAUGGACUUAAGAAUUUUCCAGUAAAUCUUUUAGAGGGUUUGGAGUCCCUUGUACAGAUCCAUGCAGGCAAUUUGGCAAUCUCUUCUUUAGAACCAAUGACAUUUAGCUUUACUCCUACUCUUCAAGAGCUUGAUUUGAGCAACAAUAAACUUAAUUCAAUAAGCAGUAUGUUAUUUGGGCCUGUAUCAAGACUGAAAGAAUUGCACCUGAAUAGAAAUGGGCUAAAUUCUCUCAGUUUUUUUCUCCAUGCCAACCUUUCAAGACUGACUCUCUUCAGAGCAACUGGAAAUCUGAUAAGUGUUAUCACUGAAGAGCAAAUAAACACUUUAACUUCCCUUCUUUUCCUAGAUCUCAGGCAAAAUCCUUUCACCUGUACAUGUAGUAACCAAAUGUUCCUCCAGUGGUCAUUACAGAAUCCUAAAACUCAGGUGCUCCAUUUCUGUCAGUACACUUGUGCUUUCCCACAAAAACAUAGGGGAGACCAACUGUGGACUUUUAAAACAUCUUCUUGCUUUAUUGAUUGUGAGUUUAUCCUGUAUAUUGCAAACACAACAGCAGUUCUUUCACUUAUGCUUGUCUGCUUCUUUUAUCAAUGGAAAUUGCACAUGAUCUAUAUGUUUCAUCUAUUACUUGCUUACUAUGUUGACAAGAAGCAAAAAAGAAAGGGGCAAGAUAUGGGAUUUGAUUAUGAUGCAUUUCUUUCCUACAACACCCAUGAUGAAAAGUGGGUGAUGAAUUACCUACUUCCAGUGCUGGAAAGCCAAUAUUGUUGGAAACUUUGUUUGCAUCACCGAGACUUUAAACCAGGACAGCCCAUCAUUGAAAACAUUGUAGACAGUAUCUACGCUAGCAGGAAGACCAUUUGUAUAAUAAGUCGCCACUAUCUGGAAAGCGAGUGGUGCUCCAAGGAGAUACAGGUAGCAAGCUUUCGCAUCUUCGAUGACCAUAAGGAUGUCCUGGUUCUUAUUUUCCUGGAAGACAUUCCUACUGAAUAUCUCUCCCCCUAUCACAGAAUGAGAAAACUGCUAAAGACAAAAACUUACCUCAGAUGGCCCCAGGAUGAGCAGGAAAUUCCAUUGUUUUGGCACAAGCUCAAUAUGGCUAUGAAGACAGGAGAUGGAAAAGAGGAUGAAAAUUCAGUUUUGGCUGUAUUUGUUCCUAAUGAAAUUCCUCAUUGAGUAUAGCUACAGUAUGUUUAAUCAACACAUCUCCUGUCUGCUAUUUGUCAUUGGGCCAAUUGUUUCUUAUGAAAAUUUCCCCCCUUCAUUGAGAAAUAGUAAAAAACAGAACUUUAAGAAAAGUUUGUUUUCUUCAUGCUUUCAUGUUGAGCUUUUCAUAUUGAUCUGUUGCUUUAAUAUGUAUAUCUGUGAACGGGAAAUGUUACAUCUAAAAACUAAACUUACAACCUGUUCCUAGGCAUCUUUAUCUAGAAAUUAGUCCCACUGUGUUCAAUGGGUUUUAUUCCCAUGAAAUGUUAAAUACAAUUGGAGUUUUCCUGUUUUCAGCAGAUUUACUGGGUGUAAAUUUUAUUAAAGUCAAUGGCAUUUACUUCUUCAUCAAAUAAUUUUACUGAACAUCUACAACAAGAGACAAUACAAUCCUAUACUCAUCUGAAUUUGGGGGGAAUUGGACUACAGCUAGAGAGAUACAAAAUAGAAAAUAACAGCUAAAAUGGGAAUAAUUAUGAUAUCUAAUUAGAUGUUGAGAAUUCAAGUAUAAAAUCAUCAUUAUUUCUGUCCCAGAAUAUAUUAAGGGUAAUAGACAACAUAGAUUUAAGCUUGUAGACUCACUUGAAUUUCUUUUAAAUGUAUACUGAGAAAUAAAUAGAAACCAUCAAUAUAGUUGUCUUGGAGGAGAAUUUGUUCAGGAGUUUUGAAUAUAAUAUUGAUAAUUAUUCAGACCUAUUUCUAAUUUGAAUUUAUUAAAUCAACAGAAAAUUAAUAUUUUCAAAAUAUUAAAUUAAUAUCUGCAAUGCGUAUGCCAUCUCCAUGUAUGAUCCCUUUCUUCAAAGAACAAAGUUGUCUGUAAUGGUAAUAAAGCUGUUAAAUGUUGGUCAAGAGACUUUAAAGCAUGUUUUUAAAAGUAAAAAUGGGGUUAAACAGUGUGUUUGUGAGGUAAAUUUCUCCAGCAUCUUGCUACUUAUUCACAUAUUUUGUAUUUCUCUAAACUUCGUAAUCUGUGUUGUUUUGAAAUGAUAAAAUUGGCCAAGUGGAAUCUUAUGCAAAUCAUAUGUAAAUCAUAUUCCAAUAUGUUUUUUGGAUGACUUAAAAACAAUGUGAAUCUUUAAUUAUUCUAAUGCUGUAUAUAAAAGUGUUGUGCUGUUUCUUUUUGCAUGCUUCAUUCUGUUAUCUUGCUUUUCUCUAGCCAUACAUUUAUUUAAUGGAAAUAUUCUUACAGUUUAGAGCUAUAAUUUGGGUGUUCAUUCUGAAACUCUCAAGAGCAAUUUAGUUGUCCUCAUGACUCAUUUUCUUGUAAACAUGUACACACAUAGACCUAGUUACAUCUAAGGAAAGAUGGAUGGAAGCAAAAUGGAUUGUUUCUUACUGAGGAUUAUUAAGUAUCUUAUAGUUCCUGCUACAAGGAGCAGAGAAGAGAGAAGGGUAACAGAUAACCAAUUAUUGAUAUUCCAUGCCUGGUGCUAUUCAUAAGGAGGCUGGAGAACAGAUAAGCACGCCAUUUUUCUGUCAAAUGGAGUACAAUUAGUUGCAACUCAGUAUUUUGUUUGGAAAUACACCCACCUGUCCAUAAAGAAGGCUAAUAAUAGCAUCAGAGGGAGGUUCAUGGUGGCAUUACAUGGGAUGGUGAGGAACAAGCUUGCCAGUUUUCUUCUGUGACCAAUUCCACCUCCCAUGAUAGUCACUUUAUGAUUAAGUAAUCUGUUCCAUGUGCAUGAAAGCCAUUUUGUGAGAGUUCUCAUUACAUGCUCCCAAAUUCCAAUGUGCCCCUCAACCCCAAAAGGUUGGCCUACUGAAGUGCAGGAAAAGAGAGGUGGGUGGAACUGUAAGCAAUGAAGGAACACCUUUACCAUUGCAAUUUAUCUAGCUGAUUCUGUCAUAAUUCAGCUACCUCCAAUUCUCUCCUGUACUUUAACAGGUUGAUUUGACUCUGAACAACACAAAAACUUUGCUUUAACGACAGACACAAAUGCAGAAGAGAAUCAUGAUGUAAUUUUAGAGAAAGAGAUAAAUUUAUAAGUGUACUUGUAACUGCUGCUGCUGCUGAUUGAAAGCCACUUCUUUGUAUUUUUUUAAACUAGAAUUUCUGAAUGUGCUAGGUACUCUGAUUAGCAUAUAUAUAUUUUAUGGAGAUUUCCGAUCUGCAUGUGUUUCUUUUUCAUUUGGCAAUGCGGUAAAUGGCCACCUUAAAUUUAACCCACAUUGUGCUAGGUCAUUAUUUGCUGAAUAUGCCACUAUUGACUGCUUCACACAACAUGUUAAACCAUAAACUACAGCUGACAAACCAAAAUAUCUAGACCCACACAAUGCUCUAAACCAAAGUCUACCAGACUUGGUUUAGUGAGAUACAUAAAUUGGGACAUACCACCUGAACCAGUUCAUAAAAUGUGUGUGACCAAGAGUAAAUGAAAAGCAAUAAAAAAGAGAAAUUCCACAUUUUCUCACGUCUUAUGGCGGUCUCCAAACUUUCCCCAUGUCAGUUCAUUACUGAUUCAUUAAUUAUUCUGAAAUGUGAUUAUAACUCUACAUACAGGCUUGUUGUUGUUCAGUCGUUAAGUCAUGUCUGACUCUUCGUGACCCCAUGAACCGUAUUGCACCAGGCCUUCCUGUCCUAUACAGGCUUGUAUGACAUAUAAAAUUUGGGUUUCUCUUACAUUGUGUCUUUAAUUCCUCAGAAAUUACUGUAGUUCUCAAUCUCAUUUUUAUGAUUUAUUCUGCU
Molecule: messenger RNA, 6025 nt
Organism: Python bivittatus (Burmese python)
Lineage: Eukaryota; Metazoa; Chordata; Lepidosauria; Squamata; Pythonidae
Biological process (GO): toll-like receptor signaling pathway; inflammatory response
Cellular component (GO): plasma membrane
Molecular function (GO): signaling receptor activity; protein binding
Source: RefSeq, a predicted model, not a curated record